Messenger RNA from Rhagoletis zephyria (snowberry fruit fly), 744 nucleotides. Its product is annotated as evolutionarily conserved signaling intermediate in Toll pathway, mitochondrial-like. Gene Ontology annotation, biological process: innate immune response; cell surface receptor protein serine/threonine kinase signaling pathway. The record is from RefSeq and is a predicted model, not a curated record. NCBI's taxonomy places the organism in Eukaryota, Metazoa, Arthropoda, Insecta, Diptera, Tephritidae. Gene Ontology annotation, cellular component: mitochondrion.
AUGGAGACGCACAUCAUCGCCGUCUUCUCGCAGUACUCCAGCGUCUGGGAGAAGUGCGCCCGCAUGACCUACUGGCUGACCAAGUUCAAGAACGCCAAUCCCUACCCGCUGCCGGAGAAGCUACCGACGGAUCCGCUGGAGCUGGCCAUCGUCGCCCUCAAACGAAUGUCGCUGGAUCCGCAGUCCGAUGUCAGCAUCUACUCGACUUCACAAAUUGAACGGGAAAAUGCAACUGAAGAUACGUGGAUAUGCUUUGCGCAAAGUGAAAGUCAAUGUCGACUGAUCGAGGAGCUGGAUCCACAGAGGUACCGCGUGUCAGUCGACGGGCCCUUUCAAGUCUGGGUCGAGCACUUUUCAGUGUCGUACUUUGUUCUAUUUGCCCGCGACAUGAGCCCCAAGGCUAACGCCAAUGAGGACAAAGUCGAGGCAAUGCUCAAUGAAGAACACGAAAAGCACAAUGUCUCCGACCUUCCCCUCGCCAGUUUCGGCUUCCCCGAGAAGGAAGAGGCCCUUGAUCCGAUGCGCAAGCUGCACAUUCAAGAGGACGGCACCAUUCUGGCUGUGGCCGCCACCGGCACCUCUAGUCAGUCCUCCCUGAUGACCUGGGUUCGCAUUCUGGAGCGAGAGAAUCCCCGUCUGCGCUCCAUUCCGGUGAUCAUCUCCAACAAAGACUACGUACAGCCACUGCAAGGCACUGAGGAGCCCUCUAGAGCGGGCACUAGUAGUGCGCCCACUAGCGAGUAG